Molecule: messenger RNA, 3407 nt
Organism: Apus apus (common swift)
Lineage: Eukaryota; Metazoa; Chordata; Aves; Apodiformes; Apodidae
Gene: PPP2R5A
Product: protein phosphatase 2 regulatory subunit B'alpha
Exons: 13
Coding region: 872-2302 (476 amino acids)
Biological process (GO): signal transduction; protein dephosphorylation
Cellular component (GO): nucleus; cytosol; protein phosphatase type 2A complex
Molecular function (GO): protein phosphatase activator activity
Source: RefSeq, a predicted model, not a curated record
CAACUCCGCUGCCUCCAAGUUGCGCGGCCGCUCACCCGCCAGCUCGGGGCUUCGGGCGGCUCGGCCGCGGCGGGCGGGCGGGCGGGGACCCUGGUGGCGGCCCCCGGCGGAGCGGGAGGGGGCAGGAUGACGGCGGAGGCGCGGGGAGCCCCCGGCGGCGGUUGAAGGCGGAGAAGGGGCGUGUGUGGAAGCGAGCGGCUGGGGAGCGGGGAGGGGAAGCUGCCUCCCCGGCCAGCUCGGCCCAGGGGCGAGCCCGGCCGAUGACAGCGGGCUCGGCGCGGACAGACGCAGGCGAGCCCGGCUGAAGGGGACGCGGAGCGAAGGAGGCGGGAGCGGGGCGAGCCCGGCCCGCUCGCCUGCCCUCCGGAGAGCGGCCGCCCGCUCCUCACUCUCCCCCCCGCGGGGCCGCGGGAAAGUUUGGCGGCCGCCCCCCCCCCCCGCCCUCCUCCCGCCGGGCGAAGUUGUCGUUGGGUUGGUUUGUUGGCGGUUUUGCUGUUGGUUUGUUUUGUCUUUUUUUUCCCCCCUCUUUUCCUCCACCUCCCCCCCCUUUCCGCUCCGCCGCCGGCUGCCGCUUUUCUUUCCUCCUCCUCCUCUCCCCCCCCCCCCCCGCCACUUCCCUCCGCACGGAGAGGAAACUCGGCGGGCGGCAGGAGCGGAGGAGCGCGGAGCCAGGAGCCUCGCCAGCAGCCCGGCCCCGCCGCCAGCCUUCGGGCAGCCACCGCUUGCCUCGGAAUCUUUGAGAUAUAUUUUUUUUUUUUGAAGUUUUUCCCCCUUUUUUUAAUUUUUUUUUUUUUGCCCGCCCGCCUCUCCCUCCGCUUUGAUAUAUGCUUCUGGAGAGCGACGUCCCCCCGCGCCGCCUCCCCGCCCCGCCAUGUCGGCGGCCAUCUCUGCCGCGGAGAAAGUGGAUGGCUUCACGCGGAAAUCCGUGCGCAAGGCUCAGAGGCAGAAGCGCUCGCAGGGCUCCUCGCAGUUCCGCAGCCAGGGCAGCCAGGUGGAGCUCUCGCCGCUGCCCCAGCUCAAAGAUGCCACCUUCAAUGAACAGCAAGAUCUUUUUUGUCAGAAGUUGCAACAGUGUUGCGUACUCUUUGACUUCAUGGACUCUGUUUCAGACCUGAAAAGCAAAGAAAUUAAGAGAGCAACACUGAAUGAACUGGUGGAAUAUGUCUCAACAAAUCGUGGAGUGAUUGUUGAAUCAGCUUAUGCUGACAUAGUGAAAAUGAUUAGUUCUAAUAUUUUUAGAACACUUCCACCUAGUGAUAACCCGGAUUUUGAUCCAGAAGAAGAUGAACCAACUCUUGAAGCCUCAUGGCCCCACAUACAGUUGGUGUAUGAGUUUUUCCUGAGGUUUUUGGAGAGCCCGGAUUUUCAGCCUAGCAUUGCAAAGCGAUAUAUUGACCAGAAAUUUGUACAGCAGUUGUUGGAGCUCUUUGAUAGUGAAGACCCACGAGAACGUGAUUUCCUAAAGACAGUUCUUCAUCGAAUUUACGGAAAAUUCCUUGGUUUAAGAGCAUUCAUCAGGAAACAGAUUAACAACAUUUUCCUCAGGUUUAUAUAUGAAACGGAGCACUUCAAUGGUGUUGCUGAACUUCUUGAGAUAUUAGGAAGUAUUAUCAAUGGUUUUGCACUGCCACUGAAAGCAGAACACAAACAGUUCCUUAUGAAAGUUCUGAUUCCCAUGCAUACUGCAAAGGGAUUAGCUUUGUUUCACGCACAGCUCGCCUAUUGUGUUGUACAGUUCCUGGAAAAAGAUACAACUUUAACAGAGCCUGUAAUCAGAGGAUUGCUCAAAUUCUGGCCAAAAACUUGCAGUCAGAAAGAGGUCAUGUUUUUAGGUGAAAUUGAAGAAAUCUUAGACGUAAUAGAACCGACACAAUUCAAAAAAAUAGAAGAGCCUUUAUUUAAGCAAAUAUCCAAGUGUGUGUCAAGUUCACAUUUUCAGGUUGCAGAAAGAGCUUUGUACUUCUGGAAUAAUGAAUAUAUUCUUAGCCUCAUUGAGGAGAACAUUGAUAAAAUUCUACCAAUUAUGUUUGGCAGUUUAUACAAGAUCUCCAAAGAGCACUGGAAUCCAACUAUUGUGGCACUGGUGUAUAACGUGCUGAAAACCCUGAUGGAAAUGAACGGCAAGCUUUUUGAUGAACUUACAAGCUCAUAUAAAGCAGAAAGGCAAAGAGAGAAAAAGAGAGAAUUGGAACGUGAAGAGUUGUGGAGAAAGCUAGAGGAGUUAAAGCUAAAGAAGGCAAUGGCAGAAAAGCAGAACAGCACUCACAGUGUGCUAAACACACACAAUACAAGUGCCAAAUAAAAGAAAUUACCACCUCUGCUUGGCAGACAUACUUUUUUGUACCCUUUUGAAAUAUAUAGAUUUGCAAAAGAAACCUCAUCAGUAUAAUAGAAGCAGCCAAUUUUUUUCUCUGGCAAAUGUAAAGAUAUGAAUUUAAAUACAGCAGUUAAGUGAUGUCAUUACCACAGCAUAUUGUAAAUUUGUCUAAUUAUUGAUAUACUGUCACUUCCAACGUUUCAUAGAACUGAAUUAUCAUCCUUAAUGAGUGAAAUAAUUAUGGGAGUGGUGAGAAUUAAUGACUUGAAUUUUUGAUUGUGUUGCACAUAGGUGGUAUAGUUUGCUAUGUACAUUUUUUUUCCUUGUUUUAUAUGUGCUUUUCACAUUGCUGCAAACUUUGGUUAAGAUGAUAGAAAAGGCUUCUAGUUGUGCUGUAUUUUCUCAAAUAAAACCAAGGUAUGUUACCGGUAACUUGAGAUACUCAGUAUGUGCCCCUCACAGCACUGAAAGGAACUUGGAUAUGGGGCUGUCCUUGAAUUCCUGAUUGGAUUCAGAUUUAGAUUUAUAUUAUGCUCACAUUAGAAUGAAGCAAAGUAGGGAGAGAAAGUCAGCUUGAACAGGUUGGGAUGGUCCAUGGGUCUGACCUGCCGCUUGGUGGGUGUCUCUACCCCAUUCUGGCUGCCUCUUGGUCCUGGGCUACUAAGAGAUUUCCUCCUGCUACAGCUGAGGAUGGAGCUUCCUCCAGAGAGCCCAUCAAUGAUGCUCCUCAUGAGCCUAAGGACUCCCUGCAGAGUAGUUGAGGUCUCCUAGAGACUACCUUGAGUGUUUCUGCAUUAGUUUUAGCAUCUCAUGGACUGAAGAAUGAGACCAAAAUUGGGGUUACUUUUUUUUAGUAAGGAGGAAAGCAUGUCAAUAAGUAGUUCCUUGUUUUAUUUAAAGAAAAUGCAGUCUGUUUCUUAAGGGUGGAAAGCUGACAAUAGAAGUCUUGUCUGUUUACUUGAUCAAGUAUUUUUCACAUCCUUUAUCAGAGUACCAUUCCAAUCUCUUAAACUGCAGUUGUGUGGAAAACUUUUGUAAUGAAAGAUCUUUGGGGAAUUGAGCAGCAUUCAAUAAAGUCUUUAUGUUUGUA